AGUGUCACUGACAGAGAAGGAGAUCUCUAGCGACUGGUUCGUGACAGUGAAAACAGAAAGAAAGGUAAAGCAGAUUAAAAAGAUAAACGCUACAAUAACCAGUAGCGAAAUCAAGAUUUUCAGAAACGGUGCUGAGCGUCACUUGGAUUCGUCGUUCUUCACAUUACACUCAGAUUCUGGAUUAGUCGUCGCAUAGCUUCGUCCCGCUACUAGCCAUUUAAGUCACCAUUUAUAUUAACACGUUUGAUUUACAGAUAAUGUAAAUGGUCAUUUAAAUGGCUAGUUGCGCGACAAGCUAGUCGUAUAGCAUAACGUUAGACGCAGGUUGUACUUUGUACUUGAGUUUCGUGAGGAACACGUUCCCUAAAGUACACGUGUAUACUGACGAAUUGCGUAUGUUAAUCUACACAUCUAUUUGACAGCAAUUGUUGAGAUGAAUAGUGAAAACUUUUCCAUAAGUGAGAAGAUUGUGUCGCCAUCAUAUAUUCGCCAGGGGAAACAGGCACGUCGCAGUCAUGAGCAACUGAUUAGACUGCUUUUGGAACAGGGCAAAUGUCCUGAGGAGGGAUGGAGCGAGAGCACAAUAGAACUUUUCCUGAAUGAACUGGCUGUGAUGGACAGCAACAACUUCUUGGGAAAUUGUGGCGUUGGCGAGAGAGAGGGCAGAGUGGCCUCUAGUCUGGUGGCCCGACGACAUUACAGGUUAAUCCAUGGGAUAGGACGAUCUGGGGACAUUGCUGCAAUUCAACCCAAGGCUACAGGUUCCAGUCUGCUGAACAAACUGACUAAUUCAGUUGUGCUGGACAUUUUAAAACUUUCAGGUGUGCGAAGUGUGACCAGUUGUUUCGUAGUUCCAAUGGCAACAGGGAUGAGCCUGACACUGUGCUUCCUAACACUUCGCCACAAGAGACCAAAGGGGCGCUACAUCAUCUGGCCCCGCAUUGACCAGAAGUCCUGUUUCAAAGCCAUGAUCACUGCAGGGUUUGAACCAGUGGUGGUUGAGAACAUUUUGGAGGGUGAUGAGCUGAGAACAGAUAUGGAAGCUGUGGAACGUAAGGUGCAAGAGCUGGGAGCAGAGAACAUCCUUUGCAUCCACUCCACUACUUCUUGCUUUGCCCCACGUGUUCCCGACAGAUUGGAGGAGCUAGCCACUAUAUCUGCCAAAUAUGAUAUCCCCCAUGUUGUCAACAAUGCUUAUGGAGUGCAGUCAUCCAAGUGUAUGCACCUUAUUCAGCAGGGAGCUCGUGUUGGAAGAAUCGAUGCCUUUGUACAAAGCCUGGACAAAAACUUCAUGGUUCCAGUAGGUGGUGCCAUCAUUGCAGGUUUCAAUGAGUCUUUCAUUCAGGAGAUCAGCAGAAUGUAUCCAGGUCGCGCAUCAGCGUCACCCUCCCUAGAUGUGCUCAUCACCCUGCUCACCCUGGGAGCCAGCGGCUACAGGAAACUCCUGGCAGAGCAGAAGGAGAUGUACACCUACCUGGCACAGGAGCUGAAAAGGCUUGCUGCGGCUCAUGGGGAGAGACUGCUGCACACCCCACACAACCCCAUAUCACUGGCCAUGUCUCUGGAUGGCCUCCAGACACAGAGCGGCAAGUCUGUGACUCAACUGGGCUCCAUGCUGUUCACCAGGCAGGUGUCUGGAGCCAGGGUAGUUGCCCUUGGUAACAAACAGAUGGUGAGCGGUCACAUGUUCUCUGGCUUCAUGUCCCACUCAGAGGCGUACCCACACCCCUAUCUCAAUGCCGCCUCGGCUGUUGGCAUCACACGGGAUGACGUGACACUCUGCAUCAAAAGACUGGACAAGUGCCUGAAGAGCCUCAGGAAGGAAAGCAGUGCAAGAAGUGGUUCACCAAUACCUCUCACAGGCCAAGAGGACCAUGCUGGAGAGUGAAUAAAAAAUAUGUAGGGAAAAAGUGCUCAUGUACUUUUUCAGAUAGUAACAUUUUAUGCCUCGUGAAAAUCUUCAAACCCCUUGCUUUCACAUGUGUCAUAUUUUGCUGCCUGAAAUGUGAAUCUUAAAAAGGAUUACAAUUACAAAAAUCUUCUAAAAUUAUAUAAAAAAACAAAGAUGUAUUAAUUGCAUAGGUCUUCACACCUCUUGCUGUGCCAAAUCUAAGUAAGUUCAGGAGCAAAUAAAUGUGACACCUGUGGUGUGAAGACACUAUAUGAGCUUAAAGCUGAAAUAAAGAUUGUUGGUCCAUGGAAGUAUAGGUCUUACAAAAUGUCACCAUCAUUAACACAUGACAAUACUGCAUUCCAGCGGCACUGUGGAAAACAAGUUCUGUGUGACUAAUGCUUUGCUUGUACAGAUUUACACUGAUAAGUUAUCCAAUGUCUGUAUGAAUUGGUUGCAUUAAUUAAAGAAUCCACUGAUCAUAAGGACA
Oncorhynchus gorbuscha (pink salmon) is the source of this 2381-nucleotide messenger RNA. RefSeq names its product Sep (O-phosphoserine) tRNA:Sec (selenocysteine) tRNA synthase (gene sepsecs). Lineage: Eukaryota; Metazoa; Chordata; Actinopteri; Salmoniformes; Salmonidae. The transcript is spliced from 11 exons. The record is from RefSeq and is a predicted model, not a curated record. Gene Ontology annotation, molecular function: O-phosphoseryl-tRNA(Sec) selenium transferase activity; tRNA binding. The coding region runs from base 434 to 1888 and encodes 484 amino acids. Gene Ontology annotation, biological process: selenocysteine incorporation; conversion of seryl-tRNAsec to selenocys-tRNAsec.